GAGAGAGAGACAGAGAGAGAGAGAGUGAGAGUGAGAGAGAGAGAGAGAGAGAGAGAGAGAGUUGUUGGAUUAUCUGGCUUUUGAAGGCUGCUGGAGCACCAUGGCUGUGUUUAAAGUGCUGUCCAUCCUGCUUAUCACCUCACACCUGUGUGAUGGACGGAGAACGAGAGGAAACAGAGCAGACGCUGAGUUUGGAAUGAAGAUGAAAAUGCCCUAUGAGCCUCAAUCAGUUUUCAGGAUCUAUUCUCCUGAGCUGGACUGGGAUGACGCCUGCAUGGUCAAGCUUUACCAACCACACACACUGCAGUCCUGCGGCUUCAACAGCAGCCACCCAUUGGUCAUCAUCACCCACGGCUGGUCGAUGGAUGGGAUGACAGAAAGAUGGGUCAAGAAACUGGCUACCGCUCUGAAGAGCACACAGAAAGACAUCAACGUGCUGUUCGCUGACUGGCGGACCCUGGCACAUCAGCAUUACCCCAUUGCUGCUCAGAACACACGCAUUGUGGGGCAAGACAUCGCCCAGCUGCUGAUAUGGCUUGAAGAUGUCAUUCAGGUUCCUGUUAGUAAAGUCCACCUGAUUGGUUACAGUCUGGGAGCUCACAUUGCGGGAUUCGCUGGCAGCAACCUGGCCAUGUCAGGUCGGACGCUCGGGAGAAUCACUGGCCUGGACCCUGCGGGUCCGAUGUUUGAGGGUAUGUCUCCUACAGACAGACUCUCCCCAGAUGAUGCCAGGUUUGUGGAUGCCAUCCACACGUUUACCCAGCAGCACAUGGGGCUCAGCGUGGGCAUCAAACAGCCUGUGGCCCACUAUGACUUCUACCCCAAUGGAGGAUCAUCACAGCCUGGCUGCCAACUGCACGUUCAGAACCUGUAUGCCCACCUGUCUCAGUACGGCCUUAUGGGUUUCGAGCAGAAUGUGAAAUGUGCCCAUGAACGCGCCGUCCACCUUUUCAUCGACUCUCUCCUGAACAAAGACAAGCAGAUCACGGCCUACAAGUGCAGCAACAAUGAAGCAUUCAACAAGGGCGCAUGUCUGGACUGCCGCAAGAACCGCUGUAACACUCUGGGCUUCGACAUCAGGAAGGUCCGCACCAGCCGCAGCAAGAGGCUCUACCUGAAAACACGCUCGCUGAUGCCUUACAAAAUGUACCACUUUCAGUUCAGGAUCCAGUUGUUCACACAGAUAGAAAAGAUUGAUCCGUCUCUCAGCAUCACUCUGACCGGCACUCUGGGAGAGAGUGAAACGCUGCCCAUCUCCCUAGUAGAGGAGGUUUCAGGCAAUAAGACCUACUCUUUCCUCAUCACUCUGGACACAGACAUUGGGGAUCUGAUGAUGCUCUCUAUCAGCUGGGAGGAUGCCCCACUGUGGGCCAACAUGUGGAGCAAGAUGAAGACCGUAAUGCUGUGGGGCAGCAAGGAUAAAGGGCCGCAGCUCACUAUAGGCAAGAUCCGAGUUAAAGCGGGGGAGACGCAGCAGAAGUCAGGCUUCUGUGCUCAGUCUGAGGGGUCCGUCUCCAUCCAGCCUUCAGAGCAGAAGCAGUUUGUUCGCUGUGAUGAAAAUCCCCACAGCUCCAGACGUGUGACAUCACGCCGGUGACAUUAUGGCUCAUGACAUCCUGCGUGUAAAAGUGUAUGUGAAAUUAAAAGCAACUAGUACCCAAGAGUAAAGGUUAAAAAAUGAAUGUG
This is a messenger RNA of Pygocentrus nattereri (red-bellied piranha), 1686 nucleotides long. RefSeq names its product lipase, hepatic a (gene lipca). The record is from RefSeq and is a predicted model, not a curated record. Lineage: Eukaryota; Metazoa; Chordata; Actinopteri; Characiformes; Serrasalmidae. Gene Ontology annotation, biological process: lipid metabolic process. Gene Ontology annotation, molecular function: triacylglycerol lipase activity; apolipoprotein binding. The coding region runs from base 101 to 1597 and encodes 498 amino acids. The transcript has 9 exons.